GUGCUCAGCUACCUGAUGCGCCUGCAGCCUCGCUCCGACCAGCUCGUAAAGGCAGUACUCGGCCGUCUCAACUUCACAAGGCCCAUCGUGGGGAUCCACGUGCGAAGAAGUGACAAAUUGUUCCACGAAGCUGAAUAUCACGCUGUCGACGAGUACAUGGCCGCAGUAGAGGACAUCUACGAAACGCUGGAGAUAACAAACGGCGGCGGAGCAAGAAAGAUAUACGUGGCUACAGACGACGUCAGUGUUUUCGAUGAGAUCAACAAAAAAUAUCCCGACUACACAGUUAUUGGAGAUCGAAAUAUAUCCUCGAGGGCAAGUGGGAAGACGAAAUAUAGUAAAGAAGCUCUUGACGGAAUUCUGGUGGACAUCCACUUGCUCUCCAUGUGUGACUUCGUAGUCUGUACGUUCAGCUCUAACAUUUGUCGCCUUGUGUACGAGAUGAUGCAGUCACUGCACGUUGAUGCUUCAACGCGUGUGACCUCUCUGGACUGGGACUAUGGUUUUACAGGGAUGCAGAAACUGCGUCUCUACAGAGUCAUACUGCAACAUUCAGCAAGGUCGGCAGAGGAAAUGAACAUGAGGCGUGGCGAUAUAAUUGCUGUGAAUUUCUACAACGCGACAAAUAAUUAUGGUUACAAUCUUAAUACAAGCGAAUCAGGAUACUUCCCGAUUUUUAAGACUGUGGAGGAUGCUAAAUCAGUACCUUUCCCUACGUAUACGUACGUUUGAAAGGUUCGACAGACCAAGUAUUUCCUCUCACCUGGAUAGUUCUUGAUACAUACCUCGUCAAUGUUGUAGUGCCACCAAAUGUUUUGCUUGGUCUAGUGACUCAUGUAUUUAUUCUCAACUGUAUUAAUGUAUUAUCAAUGUUUUCAUUUCUUAUUUGUCUACGUUUAAUGAUUUCUCAAUAUUGGUAGACUUCGCCACUUUUGUGGACCUAAUUUAGGAUAUUUCUGUU
This is a messenger RNA of Schistocerca americana (American grasshopper), 961 nucleotides long. RefSeq names its product alpha-(1,6)-fucosyltransferase-like. The record is from RefSeq and is a predicted model, not a curated record. The coding region runs from base 16 to 732 and encodes 238 amino acids. The transcript is spliced from 4 exons. Gene Ontology annotation, molecular function: alpha-(1->6)-fucosyltransferase activity; protein binding. NCBI's taxonomy places the organism in Eukaryota, Metazoa, Arthropoda, Insecta, Orthoptera, Acrididae. Gene Ontology annotation, biological process: protein N-linked glycosylation.